UUGCUGGAUCUUAUCAUUCUACGUUCUGUGUGUGUACUGUAACUUAUUUAUUCAUUCACAAGACUAGAGACAUUAUCGCUCAAAGAAGAAAAGCCAUUAGCAUAAAGAAUUGUCUCACAAUGACUACAAGCUUUUAGGAGGCCUCGUUGUGAAAAGGGUUUUCUUGGAAAAAUGGCAGGAAGUAUUCAGCUUCAAGACUUCCCUCCUGGUCCUCUAGAUGAGUAUCGGAAAAAAGCCUCGUUUGACUGGAAGAAACUAAAAAUUCUUAUUGAGGAUGAAGUCAUUUUGAAAACUAAGUUGGAGGUGUGGAAACGGAUGGAAGAAGACCCACUCUUCCACCAUUGGACUGAGACUCCGCCAUUAGAGGAACAAAGGAAGAUUGAAUCUUUGCGGAUGUUGAGAAUCAAACAGUGGAAUGUUUUGACGCUGGAGGAUGUGGUGGAAGAUAUAAGGAAGUUUGUCGCAGUGACAACAGUGCUGUUCAGCUAUUCCCCCUCGUUGGCCCUUAAGGUGCAACUGACAUUCAACAUGUUCCAAAACUCGAUGCUGGGGAUGGGCUCAGAGCGGCAUUUCAAGUUCUUUGAGGCAUGCGAGAAGAGUGAGCCGGAGGUUACCGGAUGUUUUGCUCUGACGGAGUUCUCCCAUGGGACAGACACCAAGUCAAUGCGGACAGAAGCUCGUUAUGAUCCUAAGACACAAACGUUCGUUCUAAACACUCCAGACUUUGAGGCAGCCAAGUGUUGGGUAGGCAGUCUUGGAAAAACUGCAACUUAUGCAAUUGUUUAUGCCCGGCUGAUCACUCCUGAUGGAAAUGAUCACGGGCUGCACGCGUUUGUUACUCCGAUCAGAAACCCACGCACUCUGAGGCCCUACCCAGGCGUGCUGGCGGGGGAUAUGGGGGAGAAGGCGGGGCUCAACGGGGUUGACAACGGGUUCGUGAUGUUCAACCAUUACCACAUUCCACAUGAGAGUUUGUUGAACCGAGGGGGUGACGUGACAGCAGACGGAAAAUAUGUCAGCCCGUAUAAGGACUCCAACAAAAGAUUCGGUGCCGCUCUCGGAAUGCUGUCCCAAGGAAGGGUUAGUAUUGUGUGCAUUUGUGUGGCAUACCUCAGCAAAGCCGUGCCCAUUGCCAUACGAUACUCGGCUGUCCGUAAACAGUUUGGAGCAAAGAAUCAGGAACUUCCAAUCAUAGAAUAUCAGUUGCAGCAAUGGAGGUUGCUACCAUACUUGGCCGCUACUUUUGCUAUCAAGAAUUUCAGCGACCAACUAUGUCGCAAGUUUGGAGAGUUUCAACUUCAGAUAAUGACUGGGCAAAACCAAGAAGAGGCAGCUGGGCUGGGGACAGAGUUCCACGUCAUCUCCAGUGCUGCCAAACCUCUGGCCGGCUGGAUUGCUCGAGACGCCAUCCAGGAGUGCAGAGAGGCCUGUGGUGGUCAUGGUUAUCUCAAAUGUGCAGGACUUAGUGACAUCAGGAACGACCACGAUGCCAACUGUACCUACGAAGGAGACAACAAUGUGUUGGUACAGCAGACGAGCAACUGGCUGGUCACUCAGUGGUCACAGAAGAACCUGUCUGUGUACGACACACCCAUGGGGUCUGUGGCAUUCAUGCGUAACGCCCCGGUCAUCCUCCAGUCUCGGUGGACGGCUAACAGCUUCGAGGAGGUGUGCGAUUUACAGGUGUUGCUGAAAGCGUACCAAUGGCUGAUAUGUUACCUGACCCAGAGUACCUUUGAGCGACUGAAGACACAAAAGGCACAAGGCAAGGACGCCUUUACUGCCAAGAACGACUCUCAGGUGUUCUUUGCUAGAACGCUCAGCAUCGCUUAUGUAGAGCACUACAUAUUGUGGAAGUUCUCCGAGCGGGUCGACAGCCAAGCGGAAGACCCGAGCAUUCAACAAGUGUUGAAAAAGUUGGCAGCACUGUACGGUGUGUGGAGUUUGGAGAGACAUUUGGCAACACUGUACCAAGGAGGGUACGCGGUAGGACCGCAGCCAGUUGUGUUGCUGCGGGAAGCAAUUCUGCAGCUCUGCAGCCAGUUGAAGCCAGAAGCAGUUGCGCUGGCUGAUGUCAUUGCACCACCAGACUUCAUCCUCAACUCUGUUCUCGGCCGGUCUGACGGAAAUGUGUACAAGAAUCUUCAGUCAUCAUUGUUCCAAAACAAGAACACUUUUGAACGGCCGUCUUGGUGGACAGAGAUCACAAAGUUUACUUCACGAGCUAAACUUUAGUACAAAAGUAUACUUGCAGCUAUUCUCUUCUCGUAAAAUGUUCUUCCAUUGUUAUGUCUAUUACUAGAAAGAAAAAGUUUUACACUUGAGUUUUUACAAAUAUAUUUAGAGAUAUUCAAAGAGGUUAAAGUUAACAAAUACAGAAGUUGUUUGUUUACUUUUUUAGUGAAAGGUAAAACCAACUACAUUCUAUUUUAGUAAAUGCCUCAGGUUCAUACGAUAGAAAGAAAUAAUAUUAGAACAAAUAUUGCUGUUAGUUAUAGUUUUUAAUCAACAAUUAGUUUUAGUAUUUACGAGCUUUAUUUUAGGUUAGGUAGGAGCUAUUAUUUCAAGAGUAAGUGUAGAUUUUGGUAGGCAUGAGUAGUUGGUGGGGAUAAACAUAUGUUGAAUGUAUAAACUAUCAAAAUAUCUUAUUUGGGGUGAUCCAAAUUCAGUUUUCCGUUUAAAAUUUAAGAAAGAACUCAUACUACUAUACAUUUUCUUAAAUAUUAUUUGAUUAACAUUAUCUUUGACAUUUUUAAUUAAUAGUACUAAAAGAAACGCCAGAAAAUGGCCACCACUGGACCUCCCACUGCAGUUAAUUCUAUCGAGGAAGUUUUUUAAUGAUUUUCAGCCUUCAGGUUUUCUUUUUUCUUUAACUUGGCAAAUGUUUGCUUUCAGUUGUUCCAACAAUGAUCUCACAAAAUAACAUGAAGAUUUUCAUCGUUCCAUAUUUGUAAAUUCUGUUUAUAAACAUAACCAGAGAUAAUGAAACUUGCUUCUUCAGGGUAGAAGAUAUUCUUUGACAAAUCAAUCAAUCAACCGUCUUUAUUUGUCUUUGUACAUAAAUACAAAAAAUUGUGUUAUAUGUACAUAAUAUGACAAUGCCUAUAUAUACACACACACCUAAUAUACUGUACCAUCUACAUAGUUUUAAGGAUCACCAAUCCCAGACAAUCCUUGCUCCUAAUGCAAACUCACUAGUAGAGAAGACCUGAAGAGAGAAUAACUUCCUUCUUCUACAAAUCAGUUUCAACUUCCUGUUGUUUCAACGCCCAUUCUGGAUAAAUGCUUCACAGUCAGUGAUCACCGGUUUUCAGUUUUUGGGCUGUAACUGUUUGUAAGAAUGUAAUUGCAAAUCCUUAUGCAAAAUGUGCCUAAAGUUAACCGUAGAGAAAAAACCUAAUGUCUGAGAACAAAGACACUGAUCACCGUGGGCUCUUUGUUCACAAUAACACUCACAUAUACUUGGUAAUACACUCAAUAACACUCGGUAAUACACUUGGAUAACCGAAUUCACAAUGAAAAACAGACCUUAUUUUAUCUUAAAUGGUUCCAGUUUCGGGAAAUUUCUUUUCAACAUCGUGAAAUUACACUCAUUAAAAUGGUCAGAUUGACAUUCAAAGAAUUCGUAAGAAAUUAUAUUUCUGCCGAGAAGUUGAACAGCUUUAACACAUUAAAUAAAACAUUCCAUUUCGUUAAUCUGCUAUGCACUGACAUUUUGAUGUAUUGCAAACAUGAAACAAAGAGCAGCUGUUCAAUCGUCAGUGUUGCCAAAAUAGGAAACUGAAAUUGAAUCACCCUUUACCAGAAAAAAGCUCAAAAUAUUAACAUUUACUAUAUGAAACAUGAAACAACUGUUAACAAAUAAACAAUUGAGAUCAACAAUGAAACAAUUAUGUGCAACAAUUGAAAACUGAUGUUAUAUGAACAAAGAAUACAUUUAGGAUCUGUGUAAAAAAAAUGUUAUGGUGUACCAAUAAUUUUUGGAAUAUAAUUAAUUAAUACAUUUUCUCUACUUGAAGUUAUAUAAUGGAAUAUUGCAUGCCCUAGUUAUAUGUUUAGCUAAACAGUAUUUGGUUGGUUUUCAUGGCUGCCUUUUAGUUUUAAGUGAAGAAGUAAAACUGUAAAAACAUAUUUACAGAUAGCUUAACAACACAUUUUUCCAAGGAACUUUAAACUUAUCUUAAUGUUUUAUUCAUAAAAUUGUUCAUAUUAUUAACAUGAAAAUGCAAUAAAAUUAAUUGGGACUUGCAUUUUAUUCAAAUGAUUGUAUUAUGUUAAAGUACCAAUAUUUCAGUUCAAAGAACAUAAUCUUGUUCACAAUUUUGCAAUUAAAAUAUGUUUUAAAACUGUAUAAAAACUAGUGAUGUGUCAAAGUUAAAAUUCAAAUCCACGGAAUCUUAAGGAAAAUAUAUAAUUUAUACGUAAGCACUUCUUUAAAUUUUUACAUGGCUUAUUGGGAUUUUAGUUUAUUUCUCAUCAAAGGUUUCAUUUUGGCAAGGUGAUUGAUAAUUUUAUAAACUGGUAACCAUCACUGUUGAGAUUUUACUAAAAUAGCAAGUGAAAAAAUUAUCAUGAGAAUUUUUUUUUUCUGUACAUUUAAGAGGAAGAAUUGAUUGUAAGAAAUUCUUAGAAAAAUCAAAACUCUUAGAUUUGACCAUCACUAGUUAAAGCCCCUUCUCCCUUAGACAUAUUUUGAUUACUGGAUAUUUUACAUGCCGUUUAUUUCCAAUGGAAAGUUUACAUCAAGUCCUUUGACUAUUUUAGAUGUUGCUCAAUUUGUUCAUUUAUGUACCUUAAAAGCUUCAUAAAGUGGCUAUUUUCUCAUUAUUUUUGCUCAAAGAAAUGAGUUUUGAUCUCUACUUAAUACGUAAAACUUUGUUCAAAUACACAAAUCAAAGCAAAGAACAUUUUGUCAUAAAAUAACCCUCAGGUAACUUAGUUAGACAAAACAUUUAUUUUGUCAUGCAUUAUUAAGAAAAUAAAUGUAAAAAUAAGUGUAUGUAAUAUGGUGUCUCUAUAUUAUAAAACAUUAUUUUAUUAGUCAUGUCUAGAUUAAUUAGAAAUCACUUUAAGAAUAAAUUAUGUUUUUUCAAGCUUUUUAGAACACCCCUGCAGAAUAAAAUUUUAGUUGAUUCAGUUCUUACAAAAAAUGAAAUAGUGCUAACAAAUUAAGAAUAGAUUGUUGUUUGCAAAAGUUUUAUUUCUCUUUUCAAGUUUUCUUGUUUAAACCUUUAGAUUGUUUUUCCCUUUUUACUGUUGGUAUCAAGUUAAUGUUGAAGGUAUAUAUGUUAAAAGGGCGCUGCCUGAAUAAAUAACAAGAACUGGUUAAAGAAGUAAUUUGUGGUUCAUGAGCAAAAAAGUUAAUGUAUAUGCAUGAAACUAUUGGGCAGUAUUUAGUUGGAAUAUUAAUUCAAAUAAAUGGCUGUAAAGUUGUAUUUUAUAGUAAGAUUUAUCCACAAAUGUAUGUACUGUAGAAGACUUUGUACCUUGCAGUGUUAUUCAACUCAUAAUCAAAAGUUAUUCUCUAUAGGUGGCUGAAAUUAUGCUUUGGGUUUAGAACAAUGUGUGUCAUCUAGUUAAGUAAAUUAUAAGUUGUGUUUUUAUAUAUUUUAUUUCCUGUUAGUGGUUAAUUGAGAAUAAAUCUGAAUACAGUGCCUUCA
Macrosteles quadrilineatus (aster leafhopper) is the source of this 5660-nucleotide messenger RNA. RefSeq names its product peroxisomal acyl-coenzyme A oxidase 3-like. The record is from RefSeq and is a predicted model, not a curated record. Gene Ontology annotation, cellular component: peroxisome. The transcript has 15 exons. Gene Ontology annotation, biological process: lipid homeostasis; fatty acid beta-oxidation using acyl-CoA oxidase. Gene Ontology annotation, molecular function: fatty acid binding; pristanoyl-CoA oxidase activity; FAD binding. Lineage: Eukaryota; Metazoa; Arthropoda; Insecta; Hemiptera; Cicadellidae. The coding region runs from base 172 to 2235 and encodes 687 amino acids.